Molecule: messenger RNA, 3047 nt
Organism: Cornus florida
Lineage: Eukaryota; Viridiplantae; Streptophyta; Magnoliopsida; Cornales; Cornaceae
Exons: 14
Coding region: 663-2837 (724 amino acids)
Biological process (GO): translation
Molecular function (GO): GTP binding; GTPase activity
Source: RefSeq, a predicted model, not a curated record
GUCACUGUUCUUUUUUGUAACUCUACGCUACGUAUAUUCUCACACGCGUUUGGCUUUAUGAUUUCCCCACUGCGCGCCAUAUUCUCGAACGUUCACCCCUCUUUCUCAUCAUAUGCCCGACCAUAUCUCCCGACCACCGUCGCUGGCGGUGCAUUCCGACCACGUCUCCUCGCCGCGGACCACAACUCGUCGUCACCACCCCGCCGAUCUCAAAAAGCUUCAUAAUUGCCAUACCUCUAUACUGGUUUGGUUUUGCUCUCCACUAAAUUAAUCUAUACUGGCAUUCAAUGGAAUUCAGGAAUUAGGGUUUUGACCUCUCUCAAUCACCUCUGUCCUCAUUCUUCGAUCAACCGUCAGAGACACAGACAAUGACAACUCCUCACUAGGAUUUGAGAUUGCUCUUUUCAUCUGUAAAUUUCAAAAUUUGAAGCUUUAUACUGAUGGGAAGGUUAUUAUUGUCUCCAGCUGUUAAACUGACUUAUAUGCCAGCCCUGGACCUUAUAAGGAUUGCCAUCUAAAUAAUUUAAGAACACUCUUCGAUGGUGAAAAGAAUUAAUUAAUUCCAUUGGAGGAUUGCCUCGUGCAUGAUUUAGAUGUGAGAUUAUGUUCCCUUGAUGAUGGUGUACUCAUCAGCUUGACUAAGAUAGAUAGAAAUCAGGACCAUGCCUCGUAAAGUUAAUUAUGGAGUUAACUAUGAUGAAGACUAUGAUGUCUACGAAGAUUACGAUGAAGAUUACGAUUUUGAUUCUGAUGCAGAACCAAACUCAGCUGCAGCACCUGAGACAAAACAUAAUAGCAUUAAGCUUGGGGUUUGGCGUUGCUCCAUUUGUACAUUUGAUAAUGAAGAGGGAAUGUCUUCAUGUGAUAUAUGCGGGGUUCUUCGUAAUCCUUUGGUUAACAUUCAUAACAAUGGCAAUAAGACUACAGCUGAUGGCAUGUGCAAUGAUUCUGGAGCAUCCAUAACGGCCAAGUCUCUUUUUGCAUCAUUGCUGCAUCGCAUACCAAAAAAGGCUGUGAUCUUUCAACAACAGAAUGAUGAUUUUUCGACGGAAGAGCGCAAUAACUUCCACAAGCUUGGAAAUAUCCUAGGAACUGUUGAUGAUUUUCAUAAGGCUUUUAGCUGUCAAAACCAUUAUCGUUUGAAUAUAGCCCCUUUCAAGUUUGACGUCCCAUCUCCAGAUGAUUCGGUAUCAAAUGGAAUGCGUGCCUCCAAAAUGGGUUCAAAAGCGAACUUCAACAAGUCAGCUUCUUUGGAUGUUCCGUCAAGUAACAUAGAGAAGAACACUGCAAUCAAAUGUCAGUCACAUGCUAAAGAGUCUGAUAGCUCUUCUUCAUCAAUGUCACAGAGCAGAAAUGCUAGUGUAGAGGAGACCAGUUCUUCAGUUAAUGGGCAUGGGCCACAAAGUCUUUCCAGUAGCCUUGACAAUAUGUCUUUGAAUUUUAAAUCUGAAUACUCGAAGAAUGUUAAUGCUGGAAGAGCUAUAUCAUAUUCUCAGUAUAAACCUGAGAAAUGGAUGCUACCUGACCAAGCAGAAGAUAUACUGACUCAAUUAAAUCUCGCUAUUGUCGGCCAUGUUGAUUCUGGGAAGUCAACACUCUCGGGAAGGUUGCUACAUCUUUUGGGACGAAUCUCAAAAAAGGAAAUGCAUAAAUAUGAAAAAGAGGCUAAAAUACAAGGAAAGGGGUCCUUUGCUUAUGCAUGGACAUUGGAUGAGAGUGCAGAAGAGAGGGAGAGAGGAAUAACGAUGACAGUAGCUGUUGCUUAUUUCGACUCUAAAAGAUAUCAUGUUGUUCUGCUUGACUCCCCAGGCCAUAAAGAUUUCGUUCCAAACAUGAUAUCUGGGGCAACGCAAGCAGAUGCCGCAAUUCUUGUUAUAGAUGCCUCAGUCGGUUCAUUUGAAACAGGUAUGGACAUCACUGGAGGGCAAACAAGGGAACAUGCACGGCUUGUUAGAAGUUUUGGUGUUGAUCACAUUAUAGUUGCAAUUAACAAAAUGGAUGCUGUGGAAUACUCCAAAGAACGUUUUGAUUUAAUUAAACAGCAACUUGGAACAUUUCUCCGCUCAUGUGGCUUCAAGGAUUCUUCUAUCUCAUGGAUUCCGCUGAGUGCCAUGGAAAACCAAAAUUUGGUGGCAGUUGCUUCUGAUUUACGACUUUUGUCCUGGUACAAGGGGCCUUUUCUAUUGGAUGCAAUAGAUUCUCUCCAACCUCCGGCAAGAGAUCACUCAAAGCCCCUACUAAUGCCCAUCUGUGAUGUUAUCAGAUCUCAGUCACUUGGGCAGCUGUCAGCAUGUGGGAAAUUGGAGGCCGGGGCACUUCGAAGUGGAUAUAAGGUUCUAGUUAUGCCAUCAGGAGCCAUGGGCAUGGUGCGUUCCUUGGAACGUGAUUCUCAGGCUUGUGCCAUUGCAAGAGCUGGAGACAAUGUGGCUGUCAGUCUACAAGGUAUUGAUGAGAGCCAUGUGAUGGCUGGGGGUAUGUUAUGCCACCCAGAUUUUCCAGUUUCAGUAGCAAGUCAUUUGGAACUGAAGAUUCUUGUCUUAGACGUUACAACCCCAAUCUUAAUUGGCUCUCAGUUGGAGUUUCAUAUACAUCAUGCAAAGGAAGCUGCAAGGGUAGUAAAGUUAUUGUCAUUACUCGAUCCAAAGACUCAAAAGGUGACAAAGAAGUCACCACGAUGUCUAACAUCAAAGCAGAGUGCAGUAGUUGAGGUGGUUCUGCAAGGAGCGGUUUGUGUUGAGGAGUUCUCGAACUGUAGGGCUCUUGGGAGGGCAUUCCUAAGAGCAUCAGGAAGAACUGUUGCUGUAGGCAUUGUAACCCGAAUAAUAGGGGAAGAAUAGGUCAAUCUGACUGCGCCUAUAGAACUGGUGACAUUGAAAGUGCCGUUAUGGUUUUGGAGUAUCUUGGUGUAUUUACUGGAUAGGAUAUGUAUUGGAUGUACAUUCGAUCUCCUGAUCCUGUAUUCAUGUAAUUUUUAUUUAUUUGGAGAUGCAUUUUCUUGUUCGUAAACCGCCUGAAAUUUGAUAGAUAUUUCUCAAAGUUUUAUUAUA